GAGCGCAGCGGUUGCGUGUGUGAGAGUGUGUACGCAGAAGAGGUACAAAGUUCUUCACACUUUCUCAAACCGGUGAAAGCGCGACGUUGUCAUUUCAGCGCCAACCGGAAUCCUCGGAUUUUACCUGUGAUUAACUGGGAGGAAGGCUAUACAAUCCUCGGCAGUGUUCUGAGACUGUAUAGUCUCGCUUCCUACCACAUUUUAAUCCAGAAUGGAUUUGAUGUAUUUUUUUUUUUAACUAAAAAACAAACCGCCUAACUUUUUUUGUUGUUGUUCUGGGGUUGUUCUUUAGCCUGAACCUGCACACAUAGGAGUUAUUGUUUGUGACUGUCAAAAAUAUCGACGCGACGAAGUGCGCGCUUGUGUGUGUGUGUGUGUGUGUUUGUUUGCAUGUGAAUUUCUGAGAAAGUGCUGGAGCAGCGAGUGUAUGAGGGAUUGGUAACUUGUGAAAGAUGACAGCCGAGAAAGACAAGAAAAGAAGCACUUCAGAGCGGCGGAAGGAGAAAUCUCGCGAUGCGGCUCGCUGCAGGCGCAGUAAGGAGACGGAGGUGUUCUAUGAGCUAGCACACCAGUUACCCCUGCCUCACAGCGUCAGCUCCCAUCUGGACAAGGCCUCCAUCAUGAGACUGGCCAUCAGCUUCCUACGCACAUGCAAGCUCUUCACAUCAGGUUGCAGUACCAGUGAAACAGACAUAGACAGACAGAUGGACAGUCUUUAUUUGAAGUCACUAGAAGGCUUCAUCUCCGUGGUAACAUCAGACGGAGACAUUAUCUUCCUCUCAGAGAACAUCAACAAAUUCAUGGGGCUGACACAGGUUGAACUGAUAGGUCACAGUAUCUUUGAUUUCACUCAUCCCUGUGACCACGAAGAGAUACGUGAAAACCUGAGCCUCAAAACCGGUGUGGGGAAGAAAGGCAAAGACUUGAGCACAGAGAGAGACUUCUUCAUGAGAAUGAAAUGCACCGUGACAAGUCGAGGACGCACCGUCAACCUUAAAUCAGCCAGCUGGAAGGUGCUACACUGCACAGGUCAUCUUAAAGUGUACAACGGCUGUUCUACACGCACUCCAUGUGGAUAUAAAGAGUCACCACUGACCUGUGUGGUCAUGCUCUGUGAACCGAUCCCUCACCCCUCCAACAUUGACACACCAUUUGACAGCAAGACCUUCCUCAGCCGACACAGCAUGGACAUGAAGUUCACCUACUGUGAUGAGAGAGUAACUCAGUUAAUGGGCUACAAUCCUGAAGACCUCCUGGGUCGCUCUGUGUAUGAGUUCUACCAUGCCCUCGACUCUGAAAGUGUCACCAGAAGCCACCAGAAUUUAUGCACAAAAGGACAGGCUGUGAGUGGACAUUACCGGAUGUUGGCCAAGCAUGGGGGCUUUGUGUGGGUGGAGACUCAAGGCACCGUCAUUUACAGUAGCCGCAACUCUCAGCCACAGUGCAUCGUGUGUGUCAACUAUGUCCUGAGUGAUAUUGAGGAGAAGUCCACAAUCUUCUCUAAAGACCAGACAGAGUCUUUGUUGAAGACAAAUAUGAGCAGUUUCUUUAGCAAGGCUAGAUCUCCCAUGGCCUCUGAGACCAGUAGUGCCCUCUUCACCAAGUUCAAAGAGGAACCAGAGGAUCUCAACCACUUGGCACCGACUCCUGGUGAUGAUUUCAUCCCCCUCGACUUUGGUCAUCCUUCAUUUGAGGAAUACCCAAUGUGUUCUAAGGUUUCUCCUAUGCAUCCUCCUGCCACUCACUCGGUCACUGAGGGGCAUAACUUGCCAAUGAUGGGUGCCAGCUUCUCCAUACUCCAGGCUCCACCACCCAGCAGUGCCACUCCCAGCAUAAGCAACUGCUCUACGCCCAGCAGCCCAGAUGAUUACAAAAGCCCAGUGGAUGACCUGAAGAUGGAGAUCACAGAGAAACUGUUUGCCAUGGACACCAAGGGGAAAAACUCCUACAGUCAAGAGACUGAACUGAGUGAUCUGGACCUGGAGACUUUAGCACCCUACAUUCCAAUGGAUGGUGAAGACUUUCAGCUAAAUCCCAUCGGUCAGGAGGAGCCUCUGCCUGAAGCUGUUGCUCUUGGCAUUACCGAGUACAGCUUCAGCAACAUUGCCAACUUCUUCCAGCCAUUGACCCCACCUCCAGGGGCCCACUUCCAGCCCAACCCACACUCUGCUAGUGAGAAGCAGGCACCCAGUACUGCCACAAUGGAGCCCUGGCCCCCCAUAUUUUAUGCCAGCCACAUGCCUCUGGCACACCACACCAACCCAGCCAGCAUACCACUAGCCUCUAUGGGUGGGCAUCAGAGUCUGCAAUGGCCACCUGACCCGCCAAUAAAUUACUCCAGUACCAAAGGUGGUGCGAUAGACUCGUUGGUGGAAAAACACUCAUGCCAAGCUCUGCAAACAAAUCGCAUGUCCCUCCACAAUCAAAGGUCCAUGGAGAAAUACGGACCUUGUAAAGCCUACAGAGACAUAAGCCCAGUCCGGCUCACAAUACCAAACACUAUGAAGCGCUCGUUUUCGAACAUGAGCAUGGGGGUAUCUUCUGCUACCAGGCCAGCAGAGAUGUGGAAAAGGAUGAAGAAUGAAAGCUGUGCCAUUUUGAACAGGAUGUCUCAAAGCAGCAGUGCCUUAACAGGUGAGCACAUGGGCCACCAGCAUAGGAAGACUCAGUAUCAAGGUAAUCAAACAGCGCGGGGGAAAAAAGACUACCCAGAACACUGCUGUAACUACACAGACUACAAGAUGCCGCCUAACACAAAAAUGGAAGGUGUGGCGAGCCGACUGCUUGGGCCCUCGUUUGAGUACUGUCUGCCUGAGCUGACGCGUUACGACUGCGAAGUGAACGUCCCCCUACAAGGCAACCUGCACCUGCUGCAGGGCAGAGACCUACUGUGUGCUUUAGACCAGGCCACCUAGAGCGACCUUGUCAUAGUCAGUUAUCCUAGCUAUAUCACUCACCUUGAGUAUCAACCACAGUCCUGAUUAUAUUCAUGCAGUGUGUUUGAACAUGGUCCUUCAUUACCCUUCCACUGCACAUUGUAGUAUUUUCCUCUCAACAUAUCCCAGUCAAUUCGUCAGCAAAUCACUUCAUGAGCACAAAAUGUGUACAAUAGGGGGACUUAAAUACACAAACGUCUACCCUACCAUAUAUAAUGAGAAUGUAGCUUUCUGUUUUUUUUAAAUUUUUUUUUAAUUGUCUUCAUCUUUAUAAAUUAUAUGCAGUCCUAUACAUAGUAUAAAACAGUAUACACACAUUAUACAGUAUAAUAUUUUAGUUACAAAAAAGCUAUUUCUUAAAGGUGCAAUAGUCAAUUUUCUUUAAUUAUUACUUGUACAAGUAACCUGGAAGAUGUAAAAUGUAAAACAUUAUAAAGUAUAAAGAUAUAAGUCAUGGUUUCAGAACAUGUGUAUUAAGUUGCUGAGAAAUUUGGAAAACUGACUUCUGGUCUGGAAUGCUUAUUUGUGUUUGAAUGUGUCUACUGUCAGUUAUUUUAUGGACACUCAACACGCCACCGUAGAUUCUGAGGGUGGAGCUUCAUGAACAUGGACACGAAUGAGGCUCAAAGAGUUAAUAAAAUCAUUAAAAAAUCUAAACCACCUACUUAACUGUUAGAGACCUAAUGUACCUUUAAUGUGCUGAUUUAUUUUGCAUUUUAUGUUUAUUUUACUUGUCUUUGGCUAUCUGUUUCUGUGCCUUUAGCUACAUUUUUAGUGCACUUCUCUCUUGGUUUCCCUGUCCUACUCUCUUGAAGAAAGAUGAUCUACUGUAAGAGUUUGUCCUUAAACUUUCUGUAUUUCUCUCUAAAUUUCCUACCUCUGACACCUUAAGCCUUUACCUGUAAUAUUUAUGCAUGCUUUAGUGCCUUCUCUAUUCAGUUCAUAAAGUGUUACAGCACUACUUUUCUUUCUGUCUCUGUCACUCUCCCUCUCUGUUUCUCUCACUCUCUGUCCUUUGCAUUUUAUGUCGUGACCACUCUAUAUAGUUUUUAUUUUUGUCAUUUUAGCUGUAUACAUGAUAUUUAAUGGAAGGUUCUCUAAAGUUUCUAUGAUAAAGUUCUCUAUAAUGUUAAACUUGUAGCACUCAAAUACCUGGGUACUUUGUCUUGUCUACUCAGUAGAUGUGGAUCGGAGUGCUGAUUUUAAGCGGUCUGUAGUGCUGGUAUCUGUUCCUUUCUAGUGGCAUUUUUUUCCCUUUGUGAUACAAAAAAAGCAUAUUAUAUUUGUUGGCAGGCCAGUGCAGAUUUCUUUUUACUCUAAUAAGAAAAAAGGAAAAAAAAAAAAGAAAGAAAAAUUAUUAAAAUGAAAAAGUAUGUUUUUGAGAUGUAGCAAAUUAGUAGAAGUUCUAUUCAAUAUUUUCACUUUUAUCAUUUAUUAAUGAUAUGUGUGACAAUUGUGUUAAGAAAUUGUCUUUAAUAAUAAAAACUUUAAUAGUAUUUCUAUUACACUAGCUGAGGUUGUCUUUAAAGUCGAAUAAACUAGUAUAUUAAUGGA
Ictalurus furcatus (blue catfish) is the source of this 4490-nucleotide messenger RNA. RefSeq names its product endothelial PAS domain protein 1b (gene epas1b). The coding region runs from base 453 to 2915 and encodes 820 amino acids. NCBI's taxonomy places the organism in Eukaryota, Metazoa, Chordata, Actinopteri, Siluriformes, Ictaluridae. The record is from RefSeq and is a predicted model, not a curated record. Gene Ontology annotation, biological process: regulation of transcription by RNA polymerase II; cellular response to hypoxia. Gene Ontology annotation, molecular function: RNA polymerase II transcription regulatory region sequence-specific DNA binding; DNA-binding transcription factor activity, RNA polymerase II-specific; protein dimerization activity. The transcript has 16 exons.